CAUUCAAUUUUCACAAAUGGCAUAUCCUACAAAACUUGAUCAUAAGUUUAUUGAGCAAACUCUAAUUAUUCCAUCAUCAACAACAUCAAUUUCUCUUCCUCUCACAUUCCUUGAUUUACCUUUAGCAGGUCCAAUUUACGUUAAACGUCAAUUUUUCUAUCGUUUUCCUCAUACAACUGAUUAUUUUUACAAAACAACACUUCCAUCUCUCAAACACUCUCUUUCUCUUACUCUUCAAUAUUUCUCCCCCCUCGCGGGAAACCUCAUCUCUCCACCACCACCCAACAAACCGUAUAUCAUUUGCACGCAAAAGGACUCUGUCGUCUUUACUAUCAUCGAAUCUUUAGGCAAUUUCAACCAUCUUUCGGCCAAUAACCACUCCAAAAAUAUCAAGGAUUUUAAUCACCUUGUUCAAAAAUUAACACACAAAACAACCCUUGACCAUAAUGAUAUCGAAAAUAACACCUUUAUAUUUCCUUUGUUGACUUUACAAGCCUCGAUUUUCCCUAACCACGGUCUUUGCAUCGCGAUCACAUAUUGUCAUGUAAUGGAUGAUAAUUGUUGUAAUCAUUUCAUGAAAACAUGGUCUUUUAUACAUGGAAAUUGUGAAGUCGUUGACUUGAAGUCCUCACCUUGUUUUGAUAGAAAUAUUUUGAAGGAUCCAAAAGGGCUUGAGAAUGUUUUCUUAAGAGACUACUUUGAAGAAAGAAAAACAUGGAAGAAUAAACUUAUUGGUAAAACUCAAACUCAAGUUACCGAAGAAAAACACCAAGAUUAUUUUAAAGCAACUAUUGAUUUUGGAAAAGAAGAAAUUGAAAGAAUGAAAAGAUGGGCACUCAAUCAAUGGAAGGAAAAUGAUCAUGAGACUAAACCGCCGCAAUUUUUAUCUAAAUUCGUUGUCACUUGUGGAUUUAUAUGGUCUAGUUUGGUUAAAACAAGGUAUAGAAACGAUAACGAUGACGAUGAAAAGGAAGAGUAUUUUCGUUUUGCAGGUGAUUGUAGAGAUAGACUUGGAUACACAAUACCAAAAGGAUAUUUUGGAAAUUGUUUAACACUAUGUCACGCAACGGCGAAGAGAAAGGAUCUAAAAGGAGAAGAUGGUUUUGUGAAUGCGGUUAAGGUAAUCGAAAGGGCGGUAAAUGAGAUGAAAAACGAACCUUUUAAAGACGCGACGGAAUGGAGGGAGACAUUUAAGAAGAUGUAUGAGUUUGGAAGUGUGUUGUUGGUAACUGGAUCACCUAAGUUUAAUGUUUAUGAGAUUGAUUUUGGAUUUGGAAAACCUGUUAAAGUUGAGAUGAUGCAUUCGUUUAAAUGUAUGUCUAUUGCUGAAAGUGGAGAUAAAGAAGGUGGACUUGAAGUUGGAUUGGUGUUUAAAAGUGGAGAAUUUGAAUAUUUUUGUUCUGUCAUUGAACAAGGACUUGAAACUUUUAAGUUCUAAGUAUGUUGUCAUUGUCAUUUAAUUGGUUUUUGUGUAAGAUUUCCAAACAGUAUAAAUCAUAGUCUUUCAAUUAAUCUAAUGGUUGAGAGUUGAGACUUUAGAUAGAAAUAUUGACAAUCAAAUUGUGCACACACAAUGAUUUCCAAGGCAUAGUGCUACUUGAACCAUGUCAUAAACUGUAUUUAGUUCUAUCGUGUAGUUUGACGAUAAUGAAUUGGUUUCUAUGUAAUAGACACAAUAAUCUACCAAACUCAUCAAAGUAGAAACAUCAACUAUUCAUUUUAAUCAUAAGCAACCACUUAGUUUAGGUAUUUGAGAGUAUAUUGCUCUCAAAGUUUCGGGUUUGAAUUCCACUAGAUGAAACAAUUUUUGUGUUGAGUCAUAUCCAUAAAGAGAUUUGCAAUUUUAAACAGGCCCACCGCAAGUAAUAAGGAUACAUCACCCCCACGUUUUCAUAGAGGUCGGUCGAGUGAUAUAAAAAAUGAGUACCAAAUGAUGGGCGCUCCUUCCAAUAAUAACUUAGAAAAUCGUUGAUUUCAAG
This is a messenger RNA of Vicia villosa (hairy vetch), 1979 nucleotides long. Its product is annotated as coumaroyl-CoA:anthocyanidin 3-O-glucoside-6''-O-coumaroyltransferase 2-like. The transcript has a single exon. NCBI's taxonomy places the organism in Eukaryota, Viridiplantae, Streptophyta, Magnoliopsida, Fabales, Fabaceae. The record is from RefSeq and is a predicted model, not a curated record. Bases 17 to 1438 code for a protein of 473 amino acids.